Molecule: messenger RNA, 2826 nt
Organism: Mycosarcoma maydis (corn smut)
Lineage: Eukaryota; Fungi; Basidiomycota; Ustilaginomycetes; Ustilaginales
Product: GTPase-activating protein GYP7
Exons: 1
Coding region: 1-2826 (941 amino acids)
Biological process (GO): activation of GTPase activity
Molecular function (GO): GTPase activator activity
Source: RefSeq, a predicted model, not a curated record
AUGACUCACCAAAGUCAUAGCAACAGAGAGGGCGAUGCUCUUGCAGCUGCAUCAGAAGCUAGCACCCCUUCAACAAGCACACUGGAUUCUGCUUCUGCAUCAGCAUCGAUAGAUGUCAAUGUUGGACCACAAGAUCACUCUGCAUCAUCACAAGUACAUACGCUGCUGUGGUCCAAGUCUAAAGUCUACGUCCAUCCCUCGCCGUAUGCCAAGCACAAUGUACCUGGCUAUCUCGCUCUCAGUAGGGCUGGCUCAGCCAAACCAGGGGCUAAGGUUCUUCUAUCUUUUCUGCCCGAAUGCUUGGUAGAGCAGCGUCAAGAGCUCGAAAAAUUUGUGCGCAUCGAGUACACUACCUCCGCCAAAGCAGGCGACGAUACCCAGCUCGAACCACGCAACAGUCUAGACGCUGUCGAAGAAGACGAGGACGAUCAAGACUCGAUGCUCAUUGCCGAGCCUCCCACCUCAUCUACCUAUGCAUUUUCGCUUCCGCUGUCCAGCAUUUACAGCUUUGCCAUCAAGACGCCCACCAUCAGUUCGUGGUACGGAACUGUCACCAUCAGUCAGGUCGGCGGCGUCGCCAUGCCAACGCUCCACUUUCACGACGACGAGAGCAAAAGUACUGUUUUUUCAAUGCACAGAGCCAAACAAACUGCCUCUGCCGACGCUGCCGCAGCUGCCUCAGUUUCCGCAAAAGACCAUGCCGAUGCCGGCUCCAGACUCUCCCUGCCACCAAGUCUCUCGUCGUGGUCGGCUGCAUCCUCUCAUCGCACCUCUCUCCGACCAACGUCACCCUCUCCCACCUGGGGAGGCGAUGAGCUUGUGCAGCAACUUCGCAAGUACGCCAACGUACAUCGCAGCGUGCUCGACCCCAACCUGUUCCUUGUCAAUCCUUCACGCGUCGACCUUGAAACUCACAGUACGCCGCUCUUUGACGAUGACGCCAUCGACAUGCCUAACUCGGACCCAGCCAAUGCUGCCUGGAGUCACGAUCUCUCGCAUAACGCCUACUCCAUGAGUCCACUGCAUCAAUCUCUGCCAGGCAACAGUACUCCGAGACGCAACAACGAACUCGCCAUGGACAACCUGACCGUCUUUGCCAAAAGCGCACGCAUGUCGGUCCUCUCCUCCUUUGCUAAUUUCACACAAAAGGCCCGCCACGCAUCGCAUACUGUACUAUCGCAUCCGCUUGCCAAACCAUACGUUCCACAUCUUCCCGGUCCUGUGCAGUCCUUUGCUCAAGCUGGUCCCGUGCCACUCGGCCCAAACGAAGGCGAGUGGGAGUGGCGUACCUCGAGCAUCGCUAACAAGAGCGGUACGGGCGAAUACUACGACAGUGCCAGAGUGUAUCUGGCUCGGUGGGCACGCCUCGUCGCUGAAGAGGGCGAGCGGAAUCGACGCAAAGAACAACGUCUUGGUGCCGCGAUUGACGACUCGCAUACAGAUACGUACACGACCCCGUCCAGCUCCUCCGGCAAUCGCACCGAGCGAAGCGAGUUGGGUGCAUUUGAGGUACUAGAGAAGAUAUACGACCUACCGAGGCCCACUUCGGAACGCGAGGCGCGGUCCGCAGACCUCAACGCUGACGGCGUACCAACACCCGCGGGUCUUGACGUGCAAGAAUGGCGCUCCUUGUUCGACAACAAGACCGGUAGGCCCUUGCAUCCGAUUACCGAGAUUCGCCAUCGUGUUUUUGUCAAUGGCCUCACGAAUCAAGCCAGGAAGCAUGCGUGGCCUUUUUUGCUUGACGCCACCCCGUUCGAAGCCACAUCAGAAUCACGAGCGAUCAUGUGGGAACAGCGCCAAGUCGAAUAUCACACUUACAAAGCGCGAUGGCAGACCGACGAGCAAUUGCUAGCUUCAGAUGAGUUCCGCGAGCAACAGCAUCGCGUACGCGUCGACUGUCUGCGAACAGAUCGUACCCAACCACUGUUUGCGCGCGAACCGGGUUUCGCAUCCGAUCCUGAUGCCGAUCCGAUGAAAGAUCCCAAUCCGCACACGGCGAGGCUCGGAGAGAUCUUGCUUACGUACGGUCUAUGGGAGGCAGAACAAUCGCUUGCCAGCAACUCGACUGAUGCAGGCGGCUCUAGCACAACAAGUGGACAGGGUCUACUAGCAGGCUACGUACAGGGCAUGUCGGAUCUUUGUUCGCCGCUCUACAUCAUUUGCGAGGGCGACGAGGUGCGCACGUUUUGGUGUUUUGUCGGACUCAUGGAACGCACCAAGUCCAACUUUUAUCGCGACCAAUCCGGGAUGAAGACGCAGCUCGUGCUCUUGCAGAAGCUCAUCUCGAUCAUGGAUCCAGCACUGUAUGCGCACUUGGAGAAGACGGAUUCGCUCAACCUGUUUUUCUGCUUCCGAUGGUUGCUAGUUCGCUUCAAACGCGAAUUCACAUUUGACGAGACGCUAGCGAUCUGGGAGGCAUGCUGGGCUGCCGAGCCAACAUCAGCGCCGAAACAAGUCAUCUCUACGACGCAGAAAGAGCUCGCGCAGGAAAAAAAGGCCGAAUGGGGCCUCAGUUCGAGCUUCCACCUCUUCUGCGCGUUGGCGCUACUCGAGCUGCACAGAGAUUACCUCACACGAUACCUCGAACACUUUGACGAGAUCCUGCAAUACUUCAACUCGCUCACUGGUGACUUUCACGCGAACACGACGAUCAACAAAGCAGAGGUGCUGGCAAAGAGCUUCCGCCAGAUCGUGUCACAUAGCGUUUCCUCGAACAGCGACAAACGCACCGACGGUAAGACGGAUGUUGGCAAACAGUCUGAUCGUGACCCAACACGUGUUUUGCACAUCUUGUCGGAGGACGAACUGAAGUACUUGCUCUGA